This is a messenger RNA of Acanthoscelides obtectus, 289 nucleotides long. NCBI's taxonomy places the organism in Eukaryota, Metazoa, Arthropoda, Insecta, Coleoptera, Chrysomelidae. The record is from the annotation of a GenBank genome assembly.
AUGGCAGAACAUGUUUUUUUAGAUUUGUCUACUGAUUAUCCUUCCACUGACAUAGUUGCGUUUAAGUGCAAGCUACCACUCACUCUGUUUGUUUAUGUUAUUUAUAUUCCACCAGAGACUUCUAAUGACACUUACGAAAGUUUUUUGUCACACACGAGUACGUUAAUAAUCAAUCAGCCCAACAUGUUGAUACUUGUCGAUUUUAAUGCCCCCGGUGUCGUAUUUAGUCUCCAUUCAGAUUUUCGUUAUACAACGCUAAUUUUUUAGAUCUUACCAACACCAUCCAAUC